Dendronephthya gigantea is the source of this 2298-nucleotide messenger RNA. Its product is annotated as transient receptor potential cation channel subfamily A member 1-like. NCBI's taxonomy places the organism in Eukaryota, Metazoa, Cnidaria, Anthozoa, Malacalcyonacea, Nephtheidae. The record is from RefSeq and is a predicted model, not a curated record. Gene Ontology annotation, biological process: calcium ion import across plasma membrane. Gene Ontology annotation, molecular function: protein binding; calcium channel activity. Bases 1 to 2298 code for a protein of 765 amino acids. Gene Ontology annotation, cellular component: membrane. The transcript is spliced from 9 exons.
AUGAAUACUCCAUUAGACAGCGACAUUGUUAGAAAUCAAGCUCUCUUGCACUACCUCGCAAAUCUUGCCAACUCCAACGACAAGGAUGAUAUUUUUGAUUUUGAGUUUGUACAAUCACUUGUAAGAAAUGGCGCAGAUAUCAACUGUAUGGACACAAACGGGCAGACUAUAUUUCACGAGGUUGCCAGAUCCUGGAACGUUGAUGUGGCUCUGUUUCUAGUGGAAAACGGUGCCAAUGUAAAUCACCAAGACACGUAUGGUCGUUCUCCACUCCACGUUGCUGCAGCUGUUGACUACGCCAGCAUGGUGGAAUUUAUCCUCCAACAUGGCGGAGAUGUUAAUAUCAAAACGAAAGGAGAAGAACAAACUGCAAUAUAUUACGCAGUGAAAAAUGACGCCAUUAACUCCCUGCAGAUGUUGCUAGGUCACGGAGCCAAAAUUGAUGACCAUGACAGCAGAAAUCGUACACCCCUCCAGGUCGCAGCAGAGAUGAAUAGUUUUAAAGCCGCCAAACUUCUUGUGAGUGAAGGAGCUCCUGCCGGUGUCUAUGACCACAUGGGAAAUUCUGCGUUAUCACUGCUCAUUGAAAAGAUCCCUGAAGUGGCACUCAUAGCACUGGAUCAGUUUCACACAGUAGAUUACAUCAACAGAAGGGAGUUUUACUUUCUCAAUUACCUGGAAGGAGCAAAGUUAAAGGAAGGAUUACAAGAAACUCCAGCACGCUCUCCUCUGGAGAUUGCUGUCCAGAACAAGAGGUUUGGUGUCAUUAUGCAUCCAGUCAUGAGGCAGUUAAUUGCGAUCAAAUGGAAGAUUUAUGGCAAGAGAGGAGCGAUCAUGGACUUGGCCUUAAAUCUGAUCUAUACAAUACUCUGGACCAUAGAGGGCGUGACUAUGCCAAAAUACUGUUAUGAGUUGGUUUAUCCAGUUGAUGAUAAUAUCUGGAGGUUUAUUAUCGAUGGUUUUAUUAUCUUGUUCACUUUCUGGGAAAUCAAAAAACAAAUUAAAGAGACAAGGAACGCCCGACGUGAACUCGUAAAGUGGCGCGAAUCUCGAAGUGAGCAACUCGAGAAAGACAAAGCAUAUUGUCAUCUAAGAUGGCGACAGGAGGAGAAAUACCUGAACUCCGAGAUAGAAGCUGUAAUAUUUUACGGUGCAAAGAAUUUCAAGAACAUCGGGAACGUGACGAAAAAAGUCGAAUAUUGGGUUAAAAUCAAUAUGUACGCAAAAAUUGUGACGUUGAUUGUCCUUUGGCUAAGAAUAUUUAAGUACGCAAGGCCGUUUGAAAAUGCAGGUCCUUAUGUGGUGAUCUUCAGCAACGUUGUGGGAGAUAUCUUAAAAUGGCUUGUACUGAAUACUGCCAUUUUCAUUCCAUUUACUUGCGCAUUCUGGAUAGCAUUUGGAUUGAAUUCGCAACAUCCCGCAGAAGGCUAUACUGACAUAUCCUCGCUGCUUUACAACAUCUUCUUGAUGAUAAUUGUAGGCGGAUAUGAAUGGAAAGAACUGGAAAAAGCUGAUAAGACGAUGGCACGAUUAUUAUGUGGUACCUUUAUUCUCGCAGCUGCUGUAAUCACGCUAAACUUGUUGGUUGCCUUGGUAACAAACACGUUUGAACAACAUUACAAAGAGGCGGUGGCGAACGCGGUUAUGCAACGAGCACGCACAAUUCUGCUACUUCAAUCAACAAUGGGAAACAAAAAACUCCAGCUUUACUACAAAUAUAUAAAAUCCAACGCAUCCCCGCAAAUUAUACAAAAUAAGCACGGACGAUUAAUGGGGAACAAAUCCAAAGAUAGAGCAAAUAUAGAACGAGUUUAUGACGACGUGCUAGAGAUUAAAAGUGUCCUGGCUAAACGGUUUGGAAAACAUUAUGGAAAAGGGACUAAAUCUGAUUUGGAAAUUGUUCGCGAGGAUUUGGGGAAGGUUAAGAGGUCUGGAAAAGAGUUAGCGAAGGAUAUAAAGAAUUUGAAGUUGAUAUUGUAUGGCUUAGGGACGCAACAUUUGUCUCCUGUCGCAACAUCAGCCAGAAGUAAGACUGAAAAUACAGAGCAUUUGAAUGAUGGCAAAGAAAGCACCAGCGAGAAUAGAAAAACUACUAACAAUGAUAAGAGAAACAAAAGUAAAAACCCAACCACAAACAAAAAUAGCCCAGUGAAUGAAGACACACCCAACAGCUCACAACUCUACUCAGGUAACAUUUCAAAUCACCAACCGGAAGAAUUAAACGAACGAGUCCCAUCACCACUAGUUCUUCACUCUCAUCUUGGCAACAUUACCCUCCCAAAGUCAGUCGGAUGGUGA